Molecule: messenger RNA, 1793 nt
Organism: Phanerochaete carnosa HHB-10118-sp
Lineage: Eukaryota; Fungi; Basidiomycota; Agaricomycetes; Polyporales; Phanerochaetaceae
Exons: 2
Coding region: 120-1559 (479 amino acids)
Source: RefSeq, a predicted model, not a curated record
ACCUUUCUCCUCGACACUCACUACCACGACCCACCACGACCGUCACGACUUCAGAGGCUCGCAGCGCAAGCAGGCUUGAACGCUGUACCCAGUUGUCGAAUUUUUAGCUCGUCGUCGACAUGCGAUUCCCUGUUCUUGGCCGUCUGAGGAGCCACGAAUACCUCGCCAUAAUCUUUGGUUUCCUCUUUAUCGUCUCCGAAACCUGCCUCACCUCUGUUAUCUCUAUCCUCCCCAAGUCCGUCAUCCAGUGGUUUUAUAACCGCUCCCGCUACAUAUUCCACCUCGUUGUUGGCCCGCCGAAGCGCAAGACAGAGGAGGAGCGUCUUGCGGAUCGCAUUCGCCGGGCACGCGAUUUUGAGCACCUCUGCACCAUCUUCGGCUACACCUUUGAGGAGCAUGUCAUCCAGACAAAGGAUGGCUACCUGCUGGGCCUACAUCGCCUGUGCCUGAGGCAAGGCGAUCGGCGCGACAGGAUGGGCAUAUCCACGGGGAAACCGGUCGUUUACCUCCAUCACGGCCUCUUGAUGAACUCUGAGGUCUGGGUGUGUCUGACCGAGUCUCGUCGAUCCCUUCCUUUUGUCCUCGUCGAGUUGGGCUUCGACGUCUGGCUGGGCAAUAAUCGUGGCAACAAAUAUUCAAAGAAGUCGAUCUAUCAUGACCCCAACUCCGCCAAAUUCUGGAAUUACAGCAUCGACGAUUUCGCGUGGCACGACAUCCCGGACUCGAUAGAAUACAUUCUUAACGUGACGAAGGAGGAGAGUUUGAGCUACAUCGGGUUCAGCCAGGGCAGCGCACAAGCCUUCGCUGCCCUCAGUAUUCAUCCUCAGCUCAAUGAGCGGGUCAAUGUUUUCAUUGCAUUAGCACCCGCCAUGAGUCCUGCAGGGUUGGCUGCGCCGAUCGUUGAUGCCCUCGUGAAAGCUUCCCCAACCCUACUGUAUCUCAUCUUCGGCCGAAAGGCAAUUCUCUCAUCUGCCCACGGCUGGCAGUCCCUCCUUUACCCACCCCUCUUCUCCGCCGCUAUCAACACCUCGCUGCGUUGGCUCUUCAACUGGCAUUCUCGUAAUAUUUCCAGCACACAGAAGCACGCCGCGUAUGCGCACCUGUACUCCUUCACCUCUGUCAAGUCCGUCGUCCACUGGUUCCAGAUCAUGCGGAAUGGCAAGUUCCAAAUGUACGACGACGACGUGCAGCACCCGCUAGUGCUCACGCGUGGCUUAUCCGGCGUCAGCUCCUACGCACCGGCGCGCUUCCCUACCCGCAACAUUGUCACCCCCAUCGUUCUGCUAUACGGUGACAGCGACUCACUUGUUGACAUUAACGUCAUGCUGCGCGAGCUGCCUUCCCACACCACCGCGAUCGCCCUUCCCAGUUACGAACACGUCGAUAUUCUCUGGGGAGAGAAUGUUGACGAGGAUGUCAUCCCGCACGUGAUUCGUGCUUUGCGUAGUCACUGCAUAUAUCCCGACAGGUUGGAGAUGGACGUGAAGAUGGUGAACGGACUCACCAUUGUAGUGGAGCCGUCGGGUUACACGACGCCGGCGGAGUCGAUAACUGAUUGACGAUCUAGUGGUACAACGGCGACCGCGUAUGCGCCUUCUGCGCACUACGCCGGGCUCGAUCGCUAACAUGUCGACCUACAUAAUUGUAAUACCACCCUCCUGUUCUUCUAGCAUUCCAGGCCCUCUUGCGGCUUUUGAUGUCGGUCGAGGCGAACGCGUACGACAUGGCUCCAAGCUAUGCGAAAGGGUGGUAGGAAUAUAAUUUGUAGUCCUUGGUCCCGAAAAUGCUAAAAU